CAUAGAUAUUAUGUGAGUGAGUUUGUAAAUAGAAAACACAUGUGCGUGUGUUUAUUCGUACAAAAACAAACAUGCCGACAAUGGUAUUAGUGCCAGAAAAGCUUUCGGAUGAAGAAUAUCUGGUUGAGAGAGCCAAAGAAUCGUUGAGUUUUAAUCGAUAUGAAGCGAAGUCAUGGAUGAUAACGGCAAAAACAUUAUUCCCAGACAAUUUUGGUGUUCAGUUUGAAGCAUACCAGAUUGAAAAGUCAGCAAGGAGUGUAAAAGAAGCAGCAAAAUGCAUAAGCCAGAUUUUUCAGAAGUUUCAAGAUGAAUCUGAACUAUGGCUCGAAGUUGAAGCAAUUACAUCGGCAUUACGAAGUGACAGUGGUGAUCCAAAUAUGGUUUUUCUGCGAGAUAUGUUCAGCCAUAUUCCUACAGACGUGCAGCAUGAGUUGCUGUUACAGACUGCAAGUCGCAGUGAAGAUACAAUGGAACAUUGCCGACUACUAUUGCUUCUCUUGCGCCAGUUCCCAGCUACAAUUCCGCAGCAUGGGCCUAAACUUGUGGAGACAUUGAUGACCGCAGAGAAGCAUUGUCAUUACCAGAAUGCUGUGAACUGUUACAGGAAGCUCCUUGUUUAUGAUCUGCUGCCUUUGCUUGGGACCAGCCAAGUUGAUUUGCCUCCAAAACAUCUUUUCCGAAUGCUGCAGAAGUCUAUUGAGUUCUAUCUGGCUUACCUCAUGCUACCAAAUAAAUCAAUACCGGACUUGCCUGAACUGGAGAGCAAAAUUGAAGAUCCAUGGAAAAACUUAUUUGCCAUACAAGAGAUGACUGGCAAGAAACUGAACUGGGAAUUAAGUACUGUAUUCUGGAAUAAAGAGAUUUACUGGCAGAAGAUAGUUCAGUUUCGUGCAGACCACCCCCUCACUCCAGACGAUUAUGCCAACCAUAAGCAGAUGCUGUACUGCACCACAACAUUUUUCUUGUACUGCUUACAUGAGUAUGUUGGGAUGUUGGAUCCAGGUGGUGGAGAACAGUCAUUAGUUUUGUUGGAGGCUUUCACACCACUUACAGCAUCGUCAUCCAGUGAUGACAGUGGAGAAACUAAAGCAAAGCGUCGGAAGCUGGAAGCUUCUGAUGAGGCCGCAGCACCUAUACUGACAGGCCCACCACGUGCUGUCGGGAAUUUGACGGCAACUACUGUAGGUGCAGGACUGACAUCAUCGCCCGUUGUGCAUAGUUUCCUUAUGGCUGUGCGAUGCUGGGAAUUACUUUACAGUACAGAAAGCCUGGAGAGGGAGUUUUCGCGUUUAGCACAACACCUGAAAUUAGAUGUGUGGUUGCAAGGCUUUCUCAUGGAUGCUGCUCUCUACAGUGGAAAUUUUGAAAGUGCACUGUCUCUUGUUCGAAGUCAACCAGAACCCCCUCCUACAUCACUUGCUGCCUUACGUCGUCAUCUUCGACUUGCGAGUAUCUGCUAUUGUCUUGGCCAGUAUCAGGCAGCAGUGGAACAGGUGAUGCAAGUGGUCACUAUUUUGUCAGCAGUGCCUGCUUCCUCUCCUUUCGUACCAGGAAGCUUACAGCAAGUAUCCCGCUCUGGUCGUCACCUGCACUUCCUUCCCAUAGGGAGGUCUCAUCUGCUUUACUACUGUGUGAAGCUAGUAUUAGCCACACUUAAGAAAUGUCUCCAAAGACCUGACUGUGACACGGAUUUAAUAAUUGGGCACAUGACAGUUCUUGUUCAGUUAGACUGGCCUCUGGAAGAAGAGCUUAUGGAUCAACUGGUGCAACGGAUUCAUCACAAGGGCAGCUUUACUUACUCUCCGUUCCAGCACUAUGUUAUUUCCAUUGAUCUCCUUGAAGAAUUUGUGUACCUCACUACUGAACAAGGUGGAGCUAUUCCACUUGAAAUUGUGCCCAGCACACAACCAUCAAGUCAGCGGCGCAUCUCUACACGAGGAGCGGAUAAGGGUGUGAAAGAAGACUUUAAGCAAGCAAUGAGGCGACAAGCAGCCAGAAGCAUUGAGCCACUGGAACCACUGAUCAUCAGAUUUCUUACUUCGGAGAGGACGUUACUAAUUCAAGCUCUGCAGUAGUUUUGUCUUCAAACUACAAAAAAGCUAAAAUGUAUAUUUAGAAUAAUUAAAUAAAGACAGUUUUCCAGUUGAUAUCAAAGCUUAAAAGCUCAUAAACACAGAUUUUGUCACCAUAAAGCUUUAUUGUAAACAAUGAAAUCUUUUACAGUGUAAGAUUAGAAUUUCAUUGUCAUUGCUCAGUAUAUUUGUACAAUAUUUUGUUAUUAAAAAUGAAUUUAUUAAGGAAGAGUAAAUAAAAUCUUAUGUCAUUG
This is a messenger RNA of Schistocerca americana (American grasshopper), 2326 nucleotides long. RefSeq names its product integrator complex subunit 10 (gene IntS10). Gene Ontology annotation, biological process: snRNA processing. The transcript has 13 exons. NCBI's taxonomy places the organism in Eukaryota, Metazoa, Arthropoda, Insecta, Orthoptera, Acrididae. The coding region runs from base 72 to 2075 and encodes 667 amino acids. The record is from RefSeq and is a predicted model, not a curated record. Gene Ontology annotation, cellular component: integrator complex.